ACCAAAAGAGAAACGAUUUCCUGUUUGAAGUUGCACGUUUUAACCAUACUCCAAAGUGUGGUUAUAUUUAAUAAUACUUAGUACUUAUAAGUUUAUAUUUUUCAUUCGCUCAAUAAUGGCUGAAACAACUUCAGAAAAGGUACAAGAGUACAAAGACUCGCUAAAAACAAAAGCUGAGCAAUUAUUACUCAAAGGAUUUCCGGAGAAAAUAGUAAAAUUAAAUGAGAUACUGGGGACACCGAAUUUUUCAAACCGCGACAUGACAGAAGUCCAUCAGGAACUGAAUGUGUCAAUUCCAGAGCCUAUUGUCCUGAACAAUUCCGAGGAUGGACAUACGAAUAAACGUAAGAGGAUGGACAAUGAGGAUGACGUUCCCAAUGUCACUGGCACCAAAGUUAUGAUCCUUCCAAAUGGUCCGAUUCCAUGCAAUAAACCUCUUUGUGACAUGAUUCGUAUUGUUAAGCCUUAUAUUAUUCAGCUUCUUGAAGAUUCAAACCUGUUAAAAAUGUGGAUAUCAUUUAUGAUUCCUAAAAUAGAAGAUGGUAAUAAUUUUGGUGUAUCUAUUCAAGAAGAAACACUUGGAGAAAUUCAAUCUGUUGAAAGUGAAGCUGCUGCAUUCUUUGAUCAAAUUUCUAGGUACUUUGUAUCAAGAGGGAAAAUAAUAAGUAAAGUGGCAAAGUAUCCCCAUAUCCUCGACUAUCGACGAGCUGUACAAGAAUUUGAUGAAAAAGAAUACACAAGUUUAUGGUUGGUCAUGUGCGAAGUCCGCAAUCGCUAUUGUUCAUUACACGAUCUGGUGAUCAAGAACUUGGAGAAAAUAAAACGGCCGCGUUCUUCAAACGCUGAAUCUUUAUAUUAAUAAAUUAAAAUUAAAACACUAAUAAUAAUAAUAAUAAAAAAAAAAAAGUAAUUGCCCUGUGUGAAUUUUGAAUCCGAGUAUUUUCUAAUUUUUUUCCAUCGAUGUAAUUACUUAAGUAUAAAUGUAAACUGAUAAUCGAUCAUUGUAAUACUUUUGGCUUUGUAAUUAUUUAUCAUUUUUUUGUUUAUUUUAUUAUUUAUUACCAAUUUUUUUUUUUUUUAAUGCAAGGAACGUGAUAUUUUUUAACGUCCUCAAGUCUUCUAUGUCUACUUGACAAUUUCGCCAGUACAAUUGGAAAAAUUUAAGUAAAUUUAAUUUUCAACUUGAAUUAUUUUUUCCCCUAAUAGAUGUACGUCAAUAAAUUUUCGACAAGUU
Molecule: messenger RNA, 1234 nt
Organism: Microplitis demolitor
Lineage: Eukaryota; Metazoa; Arthropoda; Insecta; Hymenoptera; Braconidae
Gene: REG
Product: proteasome activator complex subunit 3
Exons: 4
Coding region: 116-859 (247 amino acids)
Biological process (GO): positive regulation of endopeptidase activity; regulation of G1/S transition of mitotic cell cycle; regulation of proteasomal protein catabolic process
Cellular component (GO): cytoplasm; nucleoplasm; proteasome activator complex
Molecular function (GO): endopeptidase activator activity
Source: RefSeq, a predicted model, not a curated record